AUGACGAUUCAGCUACUGACGUCGGUUCUGGUGUUCGAGGGUCUCCUGCCGUCAUACUACAACCACAAGAAGUUCCUCUCCUUCGUACGCCAACUCAACUUCUACGGCUUCAAGAAGGUCAAGGGAGGUGCGUCGACACGCUCGAGGACUUCUGCAGCCGAUUCACAGGGCGAGGCGGGCGCGGGGUCGACCGGGGCAAGAGAAUCGGAUUCGUGGGAGGAGUUCAGGCACCCGCAGUUUCGCCGGGGCCGGAGGGAUCUCCUCGUGGGCAUAAAACGGCAGAAGGACGGCGGUCGCUUGAAGCGAAAACGAGCCGAUUCGCAAAAGUCGGACAUUCUGACCACACUAAGAGCGGACGUGGACACGUUGAGCGAGGACUUGAGAGAAGCGAACGGCAAGCUCGACACCAUUAUAUCGAUGCUGAUGGGGGCAACCAGCGGCAACCACCCCCAGCAGGGAGGUGGACCGGUUCACAGCAAUCUCCUGAUGCACCUUCAGAAUGGCGGUAACCCCGGUGGUGGUAAUGGCGGUGGCCGCGGUUUUAAUUACGGUGGCGGUGGUGGUGGCGGUGGCACCAGCAGCAACCCGGCUUCCUUUCUGCCCGUGACUACCCCUGGCACCGCCACUCACGGUGGUGGUGGUAGCGGUGGUGGAUUUGGGCAGUGGGGAGGGGGUGGAGGUGUCAGAGGUGGCAACAUGGGUCCAGUUGGCCAAGACCCAUACAUGUAUGGAGCACCAAUCAGCAAUUACAUGGCUCCGCGUUUUUCUACUGAUCAGCAGCAACAGCAACACCAGCACCAAUAUCAGCAGCAGCAACAACAGCAACAACAACAGCAGCAGCAGCAGCAGCAGCAACAACAGCAGCAGCAGCAACAACAACAGUGGCAGGGCCACCAGCUUUACUCGCAACCGUGCCAGCAGCCCCCCCUCGCAGAACAAUAUCCUGUGGCGCCCAACCAGAUCCGAUACCAGAUGGCACAACAGCCAGUACAGCCGCCCGUAGGCCCUGCAGCUGCACCUGCAGCAGCUACGAUACCAGCAGCUGGAGUACACACUUCAGAUGUUACUCCCCCCACUGGGUCCUCGCGACAGCAGCUUCCACCGCGAGUCUCUAAGAACUCAUCCAAGAUCCGCCCCCCGAACAGAGGGAGCGGUAGCGGAGGCGUUGGUGGUGGGGCCAUCGGUGAUGCCUCUCCUCCUCCCCCUCCUCCUGGCACCGCCGUUCCGCGCGACCUGCAGCAAGAGCAGCAGCAACUCUCGUGGGUGUACCCCCAGUCGCCCAUGGCGAACGCUAGCAGCGCGUCGACCGCUGUCAAUACUCUCUCCGGGCGGGCGGGGGGAGGUGGGGGUGCGGAGCUGUCGCGUGGACCCAUGUCUGGGCUCCAAGUGCUGUCGCAGUCCGCUGUGAGCGCCGUGGAAACGGACAGGGGUAGGCACAGCAACACGCAGUCUUCACCCGGGUGCGACUAGAAGAUCCGGCGUGCAACAACAGCAACCAUGAAACUACACGCAUACAAAACACGUAGCGACACAUAUAGACAGGUGUAUAAGGAGAGGCAACAUUGCGAUUCUAGUGUCCCCUCUACAUGCCUUUGCGUGCGCCCAUGACGCUCGAUUGCUAGGUCAUUUCGUCAUUUUGAUAUUCCAUCCCAUGGGGUAACUCAUAUUGGAGGGCAGUUCGUUUCGCGAUUUGUAUCGCAACAUCUGUAGAGAUGCUGGACGGUCCCACAGUUUUGUUGGCAAAGCACGAUGAGGAUUUCUCCUGUGGUUUGUAGGGGUCUAUAGUAGCUUCUAGCUACUUUUGGGGUCCAUGUCGGGUACAUCGAUAACGUUAUCGUAUGCAAAGCUGUGAGGUUUUUGAAUGGUUCCCCUAUUCACGGGAAUUUUUGUCGCCAUCGCUCGAAUGUCGGGAGAACGUAUUCCACUUUAGCAUGACGUCAAUAGGGAGGCUCGCGGUGUACUUCGAAGACAUUUUACACCUACCAAGUACAACUAUAUGUAGGAGGCAGAGGGGGGUGGGAAGGGCAAGUGAGAGACGAAGUACACCUACCAAGUACAUCUAUAUGUAGGAGGCAGAGGGGGGUGGGAAGGGCAAGAGAGAGGCCAGUUUCCGCGCUCAGUCGCGUUACGCAGAUGAGACCGUGACCGCGAUAGGAGUAGUACUGUGGUGCGCUCGCAAGAUGUACAUGAUACACAACUGAACGGAAAGAUCUCGGAUUCCUUGGAGUGCGUCUACGGCCGGCGCACACUCUGAAAUCAGCGGCUCCUUCUGUAUACAUACGAAAGUGAGCGUGCCGUUUUGAGAGCGAUGAGCGUAGGAUUGUAGGUCACCUUGGGAGAUUGGUCGUCCAAGCUCAGAAUGGAGCGUAGCACUACGUACGCAGUUCUGAGUGAGGCGAGAUUCCUCACGGAGAGUUGUUACAAAACGCGGAAGAAGGGAAGCAAAAGUGAGUCAGCUUUGCCGUAUCUCUUAAGGAGAAUAAACUAUACGUACCACAUAUUUAUUAACCCUGGCUCUCGGCAGUCAGGACAGUGAUUGCCCUUGGAUGAGCCUUGCGAGCGUUGGUUCUCACACGGUUCAAAGAAACUCCCGUCGGCAAGAAGAGUGACUGCAUUGAAUUGGUGGAAGAGAUUGGUUGUGGUGUCCACGUGAUUCCUUCGAUGGGGUACACCCCGGUGGUCUAGUGGGUAGCCUCGCAGCCUACUAAGGGCCAGGUCAUGGGUUUGAGUCCCGGCAGAGAGUUUUUUUCUCACUAAAUAAAUCCUGGUCUAGGAUGAAAGCGACGCGCUGCAAAGCUCGUUUGUUAGUAAACCAUAAUCGACUUCGUAAGUCGCGAGGGAAGGGAUUGCUGUACCCUUCUCGCGAUAAAAAUACCUCAGGCAUGAACCGCAGGAGGGGGUCCAACCCCCCCCUCCUAUGUGACACCGGUUGGGUCGUCUAGCUAGUAGAAGUGGAGGAUAGGGGCCAGAGGGGCAGACGGCAGAGUCCAAUGAUGGGAGAAAAACAAAAAAAAACAAAAAAAAACUAAUGUUACCCCUACCUGUUCGCGGGUCUAAGCGGCAGUUGAUCUCAAUUUGUGCAGACGCACACCAGGACAAAAUGUAGGGCAUGCAUGUGUCCAAGCUGCUCGUCCGGGAGAGCAAGUGGUUGUCGAGAUCGACUCUGACCGAGGGUAGCAGGGACCGACUCUGACCGAGUGAGCCGCCUGGUGCUGCCAGAACUAUUUACUCGGGCAAACUGCAACAGCAGAGGAUGAGUUGUAGCUACAAUAGCUGCGUCAUGUUGGUGAUUUCGUGUGUGUGUGUAGGAAUGAAUGCUAGGUGAACAAAAAUAACUCUUCAUUGUGUCUUUCUUCAUUUUGGUACAGGCUGAGUUUGUUGGUGUGGCGUCCUCCAUGCACAGUACGAGAUGUAAUGGCAUGUGCACACUCCUCUGUAUUUCGAUGGACCUUACUGUAGGAGGCCUAAACCUAACGAAAUCAAUACAAAAAGAAGUAAUAUUUUAAUGAUACUGCAGCAUUUUUAUCGCGGACAACCAACCGUGAUAUACAUUUCUAUGAGAAUACUCAAUGCAAUAAUGGGCUGCUAGCUCUGGUUUCCUCCCCACCCACUGCAAAGACUAAGACUUCAACACAUCCCCCUUCGACUGUGCUGUGUGGUAUUAUCUCAAACGGGCACAGUAGUACACAUAGUCUCUCCUUUGGUUGUACAUAUAUAGACUUAUGUAUAUCUACGUACAUCCACACAUCAACAAGUUCAAGUGAAACAAGAGAAGUAAUAACUACCACCGACACGUUUUUUUUGGUCUCUUCGCCGCCGCCAUGGAUGCAUUUACAUAUUUAUAUGCAGCAGAGAGACGUUUAUCGGCAUAGACAAUCAAAUAUUUGUGAUACAAGCUGGUUCAGGGAAAUGGAUACAAGAAGAUUCAACAGCAAAACUUCACGCCGUUUUUAGGAGUUAGACUCUGAAACUUUGCACACAUGUACCUUGGGUCAUUACAAAACGCUGUGUGGAGGGGCCUUUUUUUUUUCCCUGUCGCCGGAUAUCCGGGGUCCUAGAGAUUUCGGGGUCGUGUGCGGCUCCUGGGACCCCGAAUAACUGGCGACCAUGGAAGGAAAUGAAAAAGGCCCCGCCACACAGCGUUUCGUAAUGACCCAAGGUACAUGUGUGCAAAGUUUUAGAGUCUAACUCAUAAAAACGGCGUGAAGUUUUCAGCUCUUGUGCCAUGAAGUAUUUCGCAUCCUGGAUUUCCCCAAACUACUUGAUUAAAGUAUGAAACGGCGAAAUUCAGGUUCUUUUGGCGCCCAAACGACCCCAUUUCAUCAGUUCAUCGAAUUAGUUCAUGAAAAUUCAUAGACACGGUCUUUGGAAUAUGUAGGUAAGGUAGAAUCAAGAAAAAAAAAAUAACAUAUUGGGACAGAUUUUUGGGGUCCCGCAAAAGGGGCUAUCUCCAACGCAGUUUGGCCCACCGACGGCAAGUCAUAAAUCGACCAUUUUUCGACCGUAUUAGGCCAGUUUAUGGAAGAUGUCGACGAAACUCCAUGCGAAGCUUCAUUGCACUGUAACGGUGUCGUUGGUUAGAGAAAGAAUCACAAACAGCCAUGUUACCGGCAUGUUGGGGUCUGCAAGAGAAUCUACCUACUUUUUAGACGGAAACACCGACCGUGCUGCCCCGAAGAGAGAUUUUUUAUCAUCGCAGCGCGGCCUUGUGCCAGCUUAACUGGGUGAUAAAACACUGUUGAUUCAUGCACCGAGAACGCAAACAUGCCAACAUGCAUGGACCGGUUUGCUGAGGGUCACACCGCACCGAACGAAUACUAUGUCGAGACGGGAUAACCCGAUCGACAGGCAUGAAAAACGCACCAAGUCCAUCACUUCAUAAAAAAAUACAACCGUACUCUGUGCAACCAAUGCAUUGGGCUAUAGGAACUGUUCCAAAAUAAUCAAAGACAUAUCAACCGGUUAUCCGGGGUUGCGUGCACCCUUGAAGCCUCGUCCAACGCCGCGGCCGCUGCGUGUGCGGCGAGAACCUCCGGAGGGUCGGCCACGCUGAUGUCGCUCGUGGGUGCAUCAAUCACCGGGGGUGGCUGCUCGUGAGGCUCCAGCAGCGUGACGUGUUGCCCCUUCGUUAGCGUGGAGAACAUAGCCACGGCCUGUGCGUCCAUUGCAGCAGCCUCCUGGUCGCACUCUGCAACCCGCCGCUCCAUGUAUCUCCUCCGCUGUUCUGAUUUGCGAUCGCGCCUGACGUACGCAAACGCCCGGCGCCCGAGUCCGGCGUUACGCAACCUGCUGCAGCGUAGGCGCAUCAGGAUUCUGGCCUCCUGCUGCAACCCCCUCAAAGCUCUAGCGCGUCCCGCUUGUUUUUGGAUGGCACACUUCUUGGCGAAUUCGCAGUUAGUUCGGCGUCGUGCCUGAACACCGGUGGGGGGUAAUUUUAACGGAGGACAGACCGGAACAUACGGCGAUAGUAUGGCUGUUAAUUAAACUGUGCGAUGAAGCUUGGGUACAAGGACUGUGUCUUGGUAGAAAAAACCAAAGAGCGCCUGCUAGAGGACCGUUACUCAAAUUGAAGAAUAACCCGUGAAUGUCAAUCCUUGUACUCUGCAAAACACACAGCCUCGCGUCGUGCAAUACGACAGCCCCUCUAAGCCAAUGUUGGUGUCUGUGUUUAUCAGUGGGUGCGGUAUGCCCUUGUGUCGGUUGCUGCUGGACGCGACUUGUAAGAGUUGGGCACCUUGUUUUUGAGACGGGUUGCAUGUAUACAAGUUCGGGCCUGACUUGUACACAAUGUUUUCUUGUACAAUUGCGUGCUGCUGCUGUAUGCCCUGGUGCGUUCAAUAAAAUAGAGACAGUUUGUAAACACAAGUUCGGAUCUGGCGUGUACAACCACUUUGUACUUCUUGUAUGUACACUUGCGUGCUGCUGAGCACUGCUGUGUUCUAUUAGAAGCACAAAUCAGAGAUGGGUUGUACAAUACACUAUACUAUUUUGUAUCAAUACGAGUAGUACUGCACUGCUGCAUGCUGCACAACUCGUCUACUCUGUUCAAGAUUGUCCGAUGCAAACAACGGGAUUCAUGUCGAGGUUCUCCAGUGCAUACAUACAUAUGGAUGCUGUUGUACUGCAACUUGCCGUUUUUUCACACAGCUACACUUGUCAUGGAAAACACGCACCAACCAUACGCAUGAACGCCGGCUAGUCUUGUUGCAGAUGUCACCAUCGUGCUAGCAACGCGCCCGCCUGGUUGCUACUUUGCUGCAUGUUUCAACCCACCACGGAGUACACACCCUGCCGCUUUGCUGCUACUGCGGUUGUACAGCAGUACUGCUGUACAGCAACUGCCGCAGCAGUAGCUACGUGCAGCAAGUUCCGCUCAGUAAUCGUAGACUCACCGUGCUUGGGCGACAAGCUCCGCCUUCGCAUGGGCUUCUCCAGCUCACUUGUCCAGUUGUCCGCGUCUCCGAGCGCUUCCGCCUUCGUCUCAUACGUGAAGGCGGUGUUCUUGCGAAUGCCCGUCGCAUGUGGCCGUGGGUGAUGCGUGCAUCUGAGCCUCCAACGCUUCGUGUUGCUGCACUGCACUGCGCAAACUUGCGAUACUUUGCGUUUGUGGGUGUCAGCGUUGGGAUCCACACUUUGUAGUGGCUCCAUUGUGGAGGGUCUCCUUGCGUACGAGACGCGUGUGCAGAGGUACUCAGCUGGUUGUACAGCAGCACCGGUGCAGCAGGAGCUGCGACAACGGCUGAGAUUUUCAAAACAAAAUGCGGCGUAAUUAUGUUUUUUGUCCCCGUUUUGGGAAAAGCCUGCAUAUCAUCGAAAUAUUUGGAGGCUCCUCAUUGGCUGAGGCACGUAAUAGCCCAUAUCUUCCCAGCGAAGCCUUAAAUCGGAAUUCCGGCCACGAUGAUUUGUUCCUUUGCUCGUGGGGGUCACUAUGAUACUGCUUUUGUCAACAUUAUGUACAAAAUUCGUCUGGCAGGAGUGGUUGAAUAAAUUUU
Molecule: messenger RNA, 6992 nt
Organism: Ectocarpus sp. CCAP 1310/34
Lineage: Eukaryota; Phaeophyceae; Ectocarpales; Ectocarpaceae
Source: the annotation of a GenBank genome assembly